AUGGCAGAACCACCAGCAAAAAGAGCGCGCCGAGUCGAUAGCUCGGCAAUGUGGGAUAUGGAUGACCGAAUAACACGUUCCCCUGAGCCGAACUCAGAGAUCGGGAGAAGCCCUCGGCGUGAAGCAUAUUCUAAAGACGAUCGGCGGCGCGAUGGGCCUCGUGACGACAGAAGAUAUCGUUCGCGCUCAAGAGAACGGCCCGAGAGGCGCAGAGAAAGAACUAGGUCUCGCGACCGGCGCGACCGCGACCGCGACCGCGAUAGAAGAGACAGGGAUAGAGAUGGACGAGGACCGAGGGACAGAAGCGUGAGCCGAGAAAGGCAGCAUGAUAGACGAGGAUAUCGAGACAGAUUCCGUGAUCGCUCCCGUUCACCACAUCGCAACGGCCACCGGGAUAGAUCCAGAACGCCGCCUCCACGAGGUCUUAAAGGGGAUCGCAGAGAUGAUCGCAAAGAAAACCGUCCACCUCCUAAUGGAACCUCAAACUCACCGUCGCGACGAUUCAAAGAUGAAAUGGAGCUGGACCCGGAUACAUCGUUUGAAGAUGAUGAUAUGGAGGUCAUGAUGCGCAAAAGCAUGGGAUUCACAAGAUUCCGGAGCACGAAAAACACCAAAGUACCGGGGAAUAACGUCUAUGGUGUGCGGAAGGAGAAGAAGACUGAGUACAGACAGUACAUGAACCGUGUAGGCGGUUUCAACCGACCUCUUAGUCCCUGA
This is a messenger RNA of Aspergillus clavatus NRRL 1, 717 nucleotides long. Its product is annotated as SNUT3/LISCH7 family protein. Bases 1 to 717 code for a protein of 238 amino acids. Gene Ontology annotation, biological process: RNA splicing. Lineage: Eukaryota; Fungi; Ascomycota; Eurotiomycetes; Eurotiales; Aspergillaceae. Gene Ontology annotation, cellular component: precatalytic spliceosome. The record is from RefSeq and is a predicted model, not a curated record. The transcript is spliced from 2 exons.